Molecule: messenger RNA, 768 nt
Organism: Centruroides sculpturatus (bark scorpion)
Lineage: Eukaryota; Metazoa; Arthropoda; Arachnida; Scorpiones; Buthidae
Exons: 1
Coding region: 1-768 (255 amino acids)
Molecular function (GO): catalytic activity
Source: RefSeq, a predicted model, not a curated record
AUGUCUAUAGCAACCCCAAAAUGCGGCAUUAUAGUAAGAAAUAACAACUUAAACAUAGCCCUAAUUCCAGAACUUAGCUCCUAUCGUAUUACUACAGCUGCUGUCCAUAACGAGCCCAUCGAUCAUAUAAUCAAUGCCUACUUCUCACCACAGGACGACGAUGACGAUUGCAUCGGAGAGCUACAAAAUGUCCUGAACAAGCUUGGUGACACAAAAUACAUAAUAGUGGGCGACAUCAACGCAAAGUUGGCCCUGUGGUACAACGAGGAGGAAGACAACCGCGGAAGACUGAUCCAAGACAUACUAGACAAAAUCGAUGGCAUCUCGCUAAACACCUCGGACAUCCCCACGUUCGAGACAAGCAGGGCUAGAGGAUGGACAGAUGUUUGCCUGGCGCCCACGAGGUUAGGCAGCUUAAUUGAGACGUGUGAAACCUUAACUACCACCUUGGCUAGCGAUCAUAGGUACAUCCUAACAAAGAUCGAAAGGACCAGCCAAACGAUUAGCACAAAAAACAACAUCUAUAACAGAAAAACCAACUGGGAGCUAUUUAAAACCACUUUUGCCGCCUACUGGAGGUCAUACACGUUCUGUCCCCUGAACACGGCCAGAGAAAUCGACCACUACGUCAACCACCUGACCACUUCCUUAAAUUCGGAUAUAAAUCUAUCAUCAACCACCAAUAAAGUUGACAAGCAACGUACACAUUGGUGGAACAGUGACUUGGAAAGAGAAAAGCGCAAAAUCCGUAGGCUUACAAGGCACUAG